CGCGGCAUGGCGCAGGCAGUGAUGAAGUUUGCGGCAGUGCUCCGAGCGGUAUGCACCCUGGGAGUGGGCAGGGCACUCACGGAGCGCCCUCUUCAAGUGAGGAGGAGGGGAGGAGGAGGAGGAGGAGGAGGGGAGGAGGAGAUCCAGGACGCCCUGGACCGAGCGGGCGCACGGCCCCAUGCUGGCACGGGCCGCGGCUCCCUGGCACCGUCCCGGGGCCCAGCCGUGGGGCUCCCGGGGGCCCAGGCCACCCCUCCGAGGGGCGAGAGCCCACGCGGGAGCGCCACCGCAUCUCAAGCUUAA
Molecule: messenger RNA, 303 nt
Organism: Prorocentrum cordatum
Lineage: Eukaryota; Dinophyceae; Prorocentrales; Prorocentraceae
Source: the annotation of a GenBank genome assembly